Alexandromys fortis (reed vole) is the source of this 2960-nucleotide messenger RNA. Its product is annotated as protein FAM169B-like. Bases 65 to 1246 code for a protein of 393 amino acids. NCBI's taxonomy places the organism in Eukaryota, Metazoa, Chordata, Mammalia, Rodentia, Cricetidae. The transcript is spliced from 9 exons. The record is from RefSeq and is a predicted model, not a curated record.
GGGGGUUGGGGUGAGAGGGUAGAGGCCGACUGGGUGACAGACGCUGUACCAGCUGAACCGAAGCAUGGCGGCUGAGGCCGCCCCCGGAGCCACAGAGGCCUACCCUGUGGAUAUCCUGCAGGACGACUCGGAGGGCCAGCAGGCAGCUGCUCAGGUUUACUAUGACUUGCUCAGGGAAGGAGCCCAGGCCUCAGCCGAAGUUUUCUCCCUUCGCACUGGGGAGCAGGUCAAACUUGGAACUUCAUCUCUUCGAUUUUGCGCCAUGUACCGUGACGAACCUCAACAUAAAUUACUGACUUUGGUUAGUCCCCAGGACACAAAGACAGUUGUGGCUGUUUAUUUGAAAGACUUCUGGUGGUCCAUUGAAGACGUCCUAAGAACUUCUGAUCCCACAAGGGAAGGGCUCAUGAAGGUUCAGUCCUUCGGGGAAAGGAUUGUACUUUUUGUUCUCAACACCAUUGUUUUUGGAAGACUGGAGAGAAGUCUGGAUGAUGAUGACAUGUUUUUCUUACCUCACCCGGCGAAGGAGCAAGCUAAGAUUCUGUGGAGAGAUGGAGCGGCCGUUGGAUUUUAUUCAAUCAAAAUGAAAGGCAGCCUCUGUGGUGACGGCACCGGUGCAUGCUACCUGCUGCCUGUCCUUGACACCGUGUUUGUGCGGAGGAAGAACCGCAGCCAAGGCCUGGGGACAGCCAUGCUGAGGGACUUCUGUGAUACCUUUCAAGACCAUGAAGCCCUGGGUAUCAGUUGCCCAAUUUCUCCUGCAAUGUACAAAGUCCUCAGGCGGUUCCUGUCGAUCCAUCCAUGCGAGAGAGGGCGCUUGUGGGAGGUGGAGCCCCCAGGGGCCUGGGGCCAGCGCGCCAACAUCUGGCUCAAGGUUUGUCUUCGGGAGCCACAACCUCAAGACGGGACCACAGUGCAUCCUAAAUGCUCUGAAGAGGACACAAACAGCCCGGGGCAGACUGCUCAGGGUGAUGGACGCACACAAUUUGAUCACGGAGAAAGCCAUAAGGAGUGGAUCGCUGAAGAACGGGAGACACAGAGUGACCCAGAAAGUGUCAGAAGAGAGGAGGAAGCUGGGAUGCCCCCGAGACCCUCCUGGGAUGAGACGGAGGCCAAGGGAGCCAAGAGGACAGUGGCAGUCGCUGGGCUGGCUGGUGAGCCGUGGCAGAAGCGUGCGCGGCCAGCUCCUAACUCCUCAGAGGUUCAUCCGGCUUCAUCAGCAUCUGAGCCUGAGGGUUUGAAGUAGCCCUGAAUAGUCUCUGGUGUUGGAGACAGUGUCUCUGGGUCCUACCUAUCUCUGCUCACCUUUUAGGCUCUGGGCUGAGGGAGUCUGAAGAAGUGCUGGGGUAGGGAAAAUAUGCUCUGUAAAGUAAAAUGGCUUCCGCUCCCUAGGAAUAUGGUAUGCAUGGGGCCGUGUGAAGGGAUCUCUUAGUGGAAAUGGACUCAGAGCCGGGCCAUGUGCAGAGGUAAAAAGGGCAUGGUAGAAAGAAGACCAUUUGCCAUCCGCUCACUUGGCCUCCCUCCUGUGGCUGAGUGGAUUUGCCCAUUGUUGCUGUUGCUGCUGCUAAUUCCAUCAUGGCCAGCAGCACCAGGGUUUCCAGGCUUUCGUUGUGGACUAAGGACCAAUGUUUCCCCAGGAACCUUUUAGGUCUCAAACACCAAAUUGGACAUUGGGACUGCUGAGGUACUCAGCCUUGUGGACUGAGAAAUUACCAGCCCCCCAUUUAAUGAGAGACAGCCAUUGUGGGACUCUUACUGCCGAGAUACCAGCCUCAGGGACUGAGUAACUACUGGUUCUCAGUUCUUAGCUGGUACCCUGCUAUUGUUUCUAUCUAAAGCUGACCUACUAAAUUAUUCUAUCAUCUAUCUUUCUGUCUCUCUGCCUAUCUAUCUAUCUAUCUAUCUAUCUAUCUAUCUAUCUAUCUACCUACCUACAUCUAUCUAUCUAUCUAUCUAUCUAUCUAUCUAUCUAUCUAUCUAUCUACAUCUAUCUAUCUAUCUAUCUAUCUAUCUAUCUAUCUAUCUAUCUAUCUAUCUAUCUAUCUAUGUGGUUUGAAUGAGAAUUCCUCCCCUGCCCCCACAGACACAUAUAUUUGAAUGUUAGGUCCUCAGUUAGUAGAACUGUUUGGGAAGGUUUGCUGAAGGAGGUGUGGUUUUGUUGGAGAAAGUGUGUCAGUGGGGAUGGAGUAGGGUGGGGUUGGAAGUUUCACAAGUCCAUGACAAGCCUAGUUUCUCUCUGUCUGCUGCCUGUGGAUCAGGAUAUAAAGCUCUCAGCUACUUCUUCUCUGGUAUUAUUCCUGCCUACCUGCCAUCCCACUCCAUAUCAUGAUGGUAAUGAAGCUAUAAGCAAGCUCCCAACCAAAUGCUUUGUUGUAUAAGUUGCCUUGGUCAUGGUGUCUUCUCACAGCAAUAGAAGAGUAAGACAGCAGUUGGCACCAGGAGUGGAGUAUUGCUGUGACAAGCCUGACCAUGCUGUUUGUUGGAGGAAUAUGGAAGACUCUGGGACUUUGUACAAGAAAAGUGGUUGGAUGCUUUAAGCCUGGCUUAAUGGACCAUCCUAGUAGGAGCGUGGAGGACAGUGAUGCUGAAGAUGAUGUGGAACUGUGUAGGCCCAGCUCAUCAUGUUUCUGGGGAAGAACUAUUAGCAGGUGGCCUAGAGAUCAUUCUUGUGUUAUUUUGGCAAAGAAUGCGACUGCUUUUUGUCCUUGUUUUAAAAAUCUGCCUGGGCAUAGUUGAAGAGUUUUGUAUGGCUACUCUUGGCAGAGGAGAUUUCAAGACUGCCUAGUAUCGACUGUGUCAUGUGGUCAUUAGUGACCAUUCUUUUGCAAUCUACAAUGAGAAACACAAAAUGUACAGUUUGAGAAGAAAGAGAACACCAGAAAGUGUAAUGUGGGAGCCAAGUUCUGUGCUCAGGUUGUUAAAAAAAAAAAAAAAAGGCUUGUUUCUAAAUGGUAACCUCA